AUGGCUGAAGGUCCCUCGUACAUAUCUUCCCAUUCCGCGGACGUUAUCCUCUCCGACAUACGACCGAUCAAGCUCAAGCCCGAUGCUCUCGCGGCGCUGAACGGCUUCCUGGACGAGUUCCUAUUCCGAAUCUUAGGCGCAGCGCGCUCGCUGGCCACCAGUCGAUUGCGCGCGGGCCUGCUCGGCGUACUGCCCACCGCACUCGGAAAGGAAGCGCUUCUAGAGGCGGAGGUCGAGCUGCGUGCGUACUGGGACCGAACAGAUCCGGUGCGUGGCGCGGGCGCAGGCUCGGAGGACGACUCGGCGACUUUCCACAUUUCUUGGGCAUUCGAGCUGCUACGCCUGAAAUGCGCGGCCUAUUCGACGCUAAACGAAUCUGAUGAGGACACGGUUGCGGAAGCGCGUCUGAUGGAGAAGGCGGGGGAGGCCAGCGCGCUCGUGGCACCGGCUGCGCUGUACUUGACGGCUAUCCUGGAACACAUACUCUCAGAUGUCAGUCGCGUCGCGUCGCGCGACAGCAGUCGCGCCAUGGCCACAAUGCAAGACCUCUACACUGCGCUUUGCGAGGAGGAGGGGAUAUACUCGUUCUUCAAGACGUUGGAAGUUUACGGACGCAUUGAGCAACUGUGCAAAGCUCCAGCCCCUCGCCGCAGCAAGUCUCUCCAUCGCGACACCAGCAUGUCGCUGUCACGGACAUCAUCACCAUAUCAUGAGAGUGGUGAUGCUUCAAACUUGUCGCGCGACAGUCAUCCACGAUCCGACUCGAGAGCAUCCGCCGAUAAAGGACGAGGAAUGCGCAUGUUCGGUCGUUCAUCCUCGGACGGGGACGGUGGUCGACACCGGAGGAGCAACUCUGGACGUAGUAACGCUACCCAUCAGACGGACACAAUGUCUGUAGAGUCCGAGCUGCAGGAGGAGUUCGACGAGCUCAUGCGCAACGAGAACACGAUGAAGGUGUCGCUCACGCCCGACAGGCUGAGGACGAUGGAUGUUUACAAGGCCGAGAAGGAUCAGCGCAACCGGCGCCCGGCUCCCCUCUCUAUCCAAAAAUCUGACAACGAACCCUCAUCUGCUCCGCGCGUCGAGCAGCGCCGGCCGUCGAACAGACACGUCGAGUCCAUCGCAGAGGGCGAAGAGGACGCGGCUUUCCCCUCGCAACCGGCUCAAAGUUUGACACCCUCGCGCCCGCGCGGUGCCAGCGUCGCCACGACCCCUGAGCGUCCCAUCGCGCCUGCUCAACCACGGACACGCACCCUGUCCGCUGCCCCCUCUCACAACCCAUCGUCCCCCACCGACAUGCCACGCACACCACACCACGCCAUGCCUGGCUCCCGGGGAGCGCAGGGCUUCAACGUGGACCCUUAUCCGCAGAAGACGCGCAGGGUCCAGCGCAAUCGCGAGUCGAUGGACCUGGACGACAUCAUGAACGGCUCUGAUGACGAAGAGGAAGCCCAGGUCGUCACGGCCACGCAGAUAAAGGCACCUCAGACGCCCGUGCGGCGCUCACCACCUACCACAGCUGGGACGCGCGAACUGAUCGACUUCCUCAACGAUGGUCCCCCCGACGCGCGUCGCCCUCCCCCUUCACAUGUUCCCCCGCGCACACCCAUCCGUGCGACUUCAUCACACUCGUCGACGCCGUCCAACAAACCCGCUGUGUCGAAGGCGACGCAAGACAUGAUCGACUUCCUUGCCCAGGGCCCUCCACCAACUGUCGAAUUCAGUCCCAACGUCACCGUCUCCCCGUCCAACGACUCGACAUCCAGCCGCAAGGGAUCGGGCAGACUGGUCCGCAUGAUGUCCAAGCUGUCCAUGAACGACCGACGAGAGCGGGCAGGGUCGGAGGCGACGACGGAUACGCCAAAUCGCUUGGCGCACAAGACCUCGAUGACGAACCUCCCGCCCGCUGUCAAGCCCGUUCCGCCUCGCUACCCGCUGCGCCCCAUCUCGCCUCCACCUGAUGGUGGCGAGAGUAGCUCGGCCCCAUCACCGCAACAGCAGACCCCUCGUGCUCGUUUGCCUUCCUCUGCCAGCAACGGGCGCAAGGAGCCGCCUGUGUGGGAAAGAGAUGGUUCGAGGUCGCUCACGUCGUCUCCUGCGCCCUCCCGUCCGCAGACGCUCAGGUCUGCAGAUAGCUACGAGCAUAACACCCCUCAUCAUACGCCGUCCAAGUCAUCGCUCACCAAUGGGACAUCGUCCAUUCGGGAGGAUGCGAAUGAGUCCAGGAAGCCGACCAUCGACACGGCAAUCUCCCCAACCAUUCGUACGCAGCGUAGGACCGCGUCUGGCGCGACCUCUCCAACGCGGAAACCAGUUCCCCCUCUAUACCCCACCCCGACCAAGCCCGCAUCGUCCGUCACCGACGAUGAUCUGCGCGAGAUGCGUCGGCUGUUUGCGAAGGCAACCAGCCCAGAAGAGUGCCGCCUCAUCUUCGACCUUUUCCUCGCCAAGUCCGGUGUCACCGUCGACCAGGCCGAAUACGACAACCCGUACCCGUCGCCUUCGAGCGACUAUCAGAACGGCACGCCUGGCGCUAUGCAGGCGCAAGGGAGUGGCCCAUCGGAUGCGGCGCUCGAGAAGGCGAUGGUGGAGAUGCUACUCGGCGGUGGUCCUAUGCCGGACGUCACUGGCGCUCGCAAGCUGCGCGCGAAGCGGAACUUGAGAGGGGAUGGCACCGUGGCGAACUCGUCGACGAGCACUGUCUCGCGCACGACGUCUGCGUCUGCGACGAUGACCUCGACGUCGAUCGCCGCUCCGGCGCCCGCGCCUACGACGGCAUUGCCGAGGCCACCGUCGGCGGGAGCAGCUAUUGUCUCUCCCGCUCCACGAGUCGUUAUGCAGAAGAUGAAUAGGCCCGCUGAUCCUGUUGCUGUUCAAUCUAUGUAA
Schizophyllum commune H4-8 is the source of this 2886-nucleotide messenger RNA. RefSeq lists its product as uncharacterized. NCBI's taxonomy places the organism in Eukaryota, Fungi, Basidiomycota, Agaricomycetes, Agaricales, Schizophyllaceae. The transcript has 7 exons. The record is from RefSeq and is a predicted model, not a curated record. Bases 1 to 2886 code for a protein of 961 amino acids. Gene Ontology annotation, molecular function: protein heterodimerization activity.